CCCUCACUGCUCUCUCCACUGGAUCCCCUUCUGGAUCUGUCUCUGUAUAAUGCACUGGAUCCCUUUCUGGACUCUCCGCUGGGGGCUUUUUCUUACACACUUUACUGGAUCUCUCUCUCUCAGCAUACUGCAGUAGAUCCCUUUCUGGGCACUCCACUGGAUUCCUCCCUUCAUAGUGCAGUGGAUCCCUUUCUGGACACUCCAUUGGACUUGCUGCGCUGGAUCCCUGUCUUGACAUUUCACUGGAUUCCUAUCUAAAUACUGCAUUGGAUCUCUCUCUCUGCAUAUUAUCCUGGGUCCCCCUCGGUAGGGAUCCCUCAGAAGAGAGUGAGAGUGAACACUCAUUCCUGACAUUAGUGUCAUUCCAGGCUGGUAAGUGAGUAACUUUGCCUUAAGUGCCCAGCCUGAUUCCACCUUGCAUGAGGAGUGCAGCUCUUUAGUUUUGGCAGCUGCCCAUGCAGGUGGAUAUUCCCAGCAGACUUUGUGGUGAUCCUGCUGCGUCCAGAGGGGGGUUAUCAGCAGGUGAAGUGCACUCCUACUCCUCUUGGUGGCUUCUUAAUUCUUUCUCUGGUUUUGAGGUCUUCUCGGGGUCCAUGGCUGGGACCAUGAGAUUUAAUGGCAGGCUGAGGCUGAGGAUUGGGGAAGCUGUGGGUCUGCAGCCCACCAGGUGGUCCAUGAGACAUUCAGUCCUAAAGAAAGAUUCCUACUUAUUGGACCCCUACAUCACCAUCAAUGUGGAUGAAUGCAGAGUCGGGCAGACCAGCGUCAAACACAAGACCAACAAGCCCACCUACAAUGAGGAGUUCGGUGUAACUGUGUCUGAUGGCAGUAAAGUGGAGCUGGCUGUGUUCCAUGAGACCUCCAUUGGGUAUGACAACUUCGUGGCCAACUGUAACCUCAGUUUCCAUGAACUUCUCAGGAGCUGUGGACCCUCUGACUGCUUUGAAGGCUGGAUUGAUUUAGAGCCCGAAGGCAAAGUGUUCGUUGCCAUUACCCUCAUCGGCAGUAUAACAGAAGGUAUGUUACAGGAUGGAAGGCUCAUAAAACAUUUCACCCGGAAGCGCCAAAGGGCCAUGAGAAGAAGGGUUCACCAAGUCAACGGUCACAAGUUCAUGGCCACGUAUCUCCGGCAGCCCACAUAUUGUUCUCACUGCAAGGACUUCAUCUGGGGAGUAUUCGGAAAGCAGGGGUACCAGUGCCAAGUCUGCACGUGCGUGGUCCACAAGCGCUGCCAUCAGCUGAUCGUCACCGCCUGCACGUGCACGAACAGCCAGGCCAAAGUGGAAGCCAAGAUAUACGAACAGAGGUUCGGGAUCAACUUACCGCACAAAUUCCGUGAUCACAAUUACAAGGUCCCGACGUUCUGCGAUCACUGCGGGUCUUUGCUGUGGGGGCUGGUGAAGCAGGGACUGCAGUGUAAAAUGUGCAAAAUGAAUGUGCAUAAGCGAUGUAAAGCAAGCGUGGCCCACAACUGUGGCGUGAAUUCCGUGGAACUGGCAAACGCCUUGGCCGGGAUGGGCCUUCAGCCUGCGAAUUUCGCCUUUAAUCCGCAUUCGGACUCCACCUCGACGAGAUCGGACUGCGACAGCGACACUCAAUCAAACUUGUCGUCCCAUUUUAAAUUUGGAUUUGAUGACUUCACGUUUCUUCGUGUUCUGGGGAAAGGCAGCUUUGGAAAAGUCUUGCUGGCCAGAUCGAGGGACACGGACAAUCUGUACGCCGUGAAAGUGCUCAAGAAGGACGUGAUUCUCCAGGACGACGAUGUUGAGUGUACGAUGACCGAGAAGCGCAUCCUCUCCUUGGCUUGUAACCAUCCGUUCCUCACCCAGCUGUUCUGCUGCUUCCAAACUCAGGACAGACUUUUUUUCGUCAUGGAGUUUGUGAACGGAGGCGACCUGAUGUUCCACAUUCAGAAAUCCCGGCGAUUUGACGAAAGCCGAGCCUGCUUCUACAGCGCGGAAAUCACGCUGGCCCUCAUGUUCCUCCAUGAUAACGGAGUCAUCUACAGAGAUCUGAAGCUGGACAAUGUGUUGUUGGACCACGAGGGGCACUGUAAGCUGGCCGACUUCGGGAUGUGCAAAGAGGGGAUCCGGGAAGGCUGCACGACGUCGACCUUCUGCGGGACCCCCGAUUACAUCGCACCGGAGAUUCUGCAGGAGAUGCAGUACGGCCCUCUUGUGGACUGGUGGGCCAUGGGCGUUCUCCUGUACGAGAUGCUUUGCGGCCAUGCACCGUUCGAGGCGGAAAAUGAAGACGACCUUUUUGAAGCCAUAUUGAACGAUGAGGUUAACUACCCCGCUUGGCUCUCACAAGAUGCCGUCGCGAUCCUGCAGGCUUUCAUGAAGAAGAAUCCCAACAAGCGUUUGGGAAGUAUGGCUCAGGGUGGAGAGAGGGAGAUUCAAAUGCAUCCGUUCUUUAAACAAAUCAACUGGGAUCAACUCAACAGGAAAGAAAUUGAACCGCCGUUCAGACCCCGCAUUAAAACUAAGGAAGACGUUAGCAACUUCGACCCAGAAUUCAUCAAGGAGGAUGCAGUAUUAACCCCCAUCGACGAUAGGCUGGUCCCCAUGAUUAACCAGGGCGAGUUCAGAAACUUUUCGUACACUGCCCCCGAGCAUUCCAGCCUUUCCCACCAUGACAAUGCCAGGGUGUAAGCAAGCGCGCAUCUCUCGUGACUUCCUAUUUAAGCAAAAGACCACGACAGCGGAGGACAGAAUGAAGAAAACAUUAGCUAGUGUGUCUUGUUGACUUAGUGCAUUCCUACGCCAAGGAGGUUAAUUAUUUAUAACCCUGGCACUAUCUCCGUGUCUUGAGAGUAAGCCUCGGAUGAUCUUGGAAGAAUAAACUUUUCUGCUUGAGACGCGUGAAAGGCUCGUUUGAAGAAUGGAUGGGAUUUUUGCCAGAUUAUAUCCGACACGGCCUUGCUUUCUCCAGCAUAAACUUCAUUCUUCUCUAGAAGAUGAGCCAGGACAAGCCCAGAAGGGACGUGGCUGUUGACCACAGUUAUGCCGCAUUCUGGAACUUUGAUACAUUUUAUCAAUAAGGGAACCUUCGCAAAACGUUCAUUCAAAGUGCCUCUGAUGGUUGAUAUUUACAGCAGUGCAAAGUAUGACCUUUUGGGUGUUAAUGUGUCCUUCUGGCACCAUCCCAAAUGUAUUAGAUGUUUAUGGGACCUUCUGGAAACGCAUAACAGGUUAUUUUUGGAAUAAAGCGAAUGAAUGAAAA
Messenger RNA from Spea bombifrons (plains spadefoot toad), 3225 nucleotides. RefSeq names its product protein kinase C eta (gene PRKCH). The coding region runs from base 456 to 2654 and encodes 732 amino acids. Lineage: Eukaryota; Metazoa; Chordata; Amphibia; Anura; Pelobatidae. The transcript is spliced from 14 exons. Gene Ontology annotation, molecular function: ATP binding; diacylglycerol-dependent serine/threonine kinase activity. The record is from RefSeq and is a predicted model, not a curated record. Gene Ontology annotation, biological process: protein phosphorylation.